Messenger RNA from Cyclopterus lumpus (lumpfish), 2946 nucleotides. It is a transcript of the gene me3, whose product is annotated as malic enzyme 3, NADP(+)-dependent, mitochondrial. Gene Ontology annotation, biological process: pyruvate metabolic process; malate metabolic process. Lineage: Eukaryota; Metazoa; Chordata; Actinopteri; Perciformes; Cyclopteridae. Gene Ontology annotation, cellular component: mitochondrion. The record is from RefSeq and is a predicted model, not a curated record. Gene Ontology annotation, molecular function: malate dehydrogenase (decarboxylating) (NAD+) activity; malate dehydrogenase (decarboxylating) (NADP+) activity; NAD binding.
GUGAGAUCGUCAAUGUCAGCGGAUCCUGGAUCAGCUGUUGGCUGUCGAUCCCCCCUCAACCUCCACUGAUAACAUAGUCACCGCGAACACCGGGCAGAGAAGAUUGAAGUCGGACGUCUUGCAGCUUCACUCCGUUUCCAGGCAGCAUGAACUCCCUCCCGGGAAGAGCCGCGCUGUGUCUCAGACGCACGGCCGCGGGCGGGAUGAGGGUCUUCGCCGGCUCACCCGGUCACCCCGUGCCGGCCGACAGGGCCUCUCUCCAGGCUGUGCGGGUCUGUCACUCCGGGAAGAGCCACAAGGGCAGCGUCAGUACCAAGAAGAGGGGCUACGACAUCACCAGAAACCCGCACCUGAAUAAGGGAAUGGCGUUCACCUUGGAGGAGCGCUUGCAGCUGGGCAUCCACGGCCUGCUGCCCCCCUGCUUCCUGUCCCAGGACGUGCAAGUGCUGCGUGUCAUGAAGAGCUACGAAACGCGCUCCAACCCUUUGGACAAGUACAUCCUGCUAAUGACGCUGCAGGACAGGAACGAGAAGUUGUUCUACCGUGUGCUGACCUCUGACAUCGAGGAGUUCAUGCCCAUCGUGUACACGCCCACCGUGGGCCUGGCCUGCCAACAGUACGGCCACGCCUUCAGGAGACCACGAGGACUGUUCAUCACCAUCCACGAUAAAGGCCACAUCGCCACCAUGCUCAACUCCUGGCCUGAGGAAGACAUCAAGGCCAUUGUGGUGACGGACGGGGAGCGUAUCCUCGGCCUGGGGGACCUGGGAACCAACGGCAUGGGCAUUCCUGUGGGGAAGCUGGCGCUCUACACGGCCUGCGGGGGCGUUCGACCACAGCAGUGUCUCCCUGUGCUGCUGGACGUCGGCACUGACAACCAGGAGCUUCUCGACGAUCCCCUGUACAUCGGACUGAAGCACAAGAGGAUCCGAGGAAAGGAGUACGACGAUCUGGUGGACGAGUUCAUGCAGGCGGUGACGGACAAGUACGGGAUGAGCUGUUUGAUUCAGUUCGAGGACUUCGCCAACAGAAACGCCUUUCGCAUCCUCAACAAAUACAGGAGUCGAUUCUGCACCUUCAACGACGACAUCCAGGGUACUUCCUCAGUAGCUGUCGCCGGGAUCUUAGCUGCUCUGAAGAUCACCAGAAACACACUCUUAGACCACACCGUUGUUUUCCAGGGGGCGGGGGAGGCUGCUCUCGGUAUCGCUCACCUGCUCAUGAUGGCCAUGGCCAAAGAGGGAGUAAGUAGGGAAGAAGCUGCCAAGAGGAUCUGGCUGGUGGACUCAAAAGGUCUCAUUGUAAAGGGACGAGGCAAUCUCAACCACGAGAAGCUCGAGUUCGCUCACGACACUCCGCACAUACAGACCCUGGAGGAAGUGGUGCACACCGUCAAACCCACUGCGACGUCGGAGUGGCCGCAUAUCGCUGGAGCUUUUACCGAGAAUAUCAUCAAAGACAUGGCGGCCUUCAACGAGAGGCCGAUCAUCUUCGCCCUGAGUAAUCCCAGCAAGGCGGAGUGCACCGCGGAGCAGUGCUACCAGCUCACAGAGGGCCGGGGCAUCUUCGCCAGCGGGAGUCCGUUCGACCCCGUGACCCUGGCCGAUGGACGCACCUUCUACCCCGCAGGAAACAACGCCUACGUCUUCCCCGGAGUUGCUUUGGGCGUCAUUGCCUGCGGAGUGCGCCACAUAUCCGACGACAUCUUCCUCACCACAGCAGAGGCGAUAGCGAACAUGGUGACAGAGGAGCACCUGGCAGAGGGGAGACUCUAUCCUCCUCUCAACACCAUAAGAGAAGUGUCCCUUAGAUCGGCAGUGAAGCUUGUCGACUAUGCAUACAAACACAAUGCGUCGCUGUACCCCGAGCCCAAAGACAAGGAGGCGUUUGUGCUUUCGCACAUCUACAGUCCGGAUUACGACUCCUUCGCUCUGGACACGUACAGCUGGCCACAGGACGCCAUGAACGUCCAGGACGUGUGAUGACGUCAAUGUGCUGACGAGGCGUCGCGUACAAUUUCUGCAUUGCUUUCUCUUUUGUUUUCUGCCUUUUUUUUUUUCUUUUAUACAUUUUCAGUAAGUCUACAGUAAGGUUGUAUUUCCCUCUUUCGGAACUGUAGUUUUAGUUUUCAGUUCUCUGUCUUGAUUUAAAGUCUCGACUGAGUAAAAUGUUUUAUAUAGCCACACCUAUAAACAGCAUAUGAAUAUCUUAAGCGUGAGCCUCUAUAACUUGCAACUUAAACUCCAUCCAUCAGAUUAUCCUGCUAAGAGGUGUCGUCGUCGUGUUUAAGCGCUCGCAGUGAGUGAUGAAUCGGAGCCGGUAGCUUAAAUAAGAACGCAGUGGUUAACAUUAACGCACAAGGCUUCCUCUUGUCUGGGCACAAAUCAACAGGGGACUCAUUAUGAAGCUUUUAAAAACAUGACACAAUUGAACUGAAGCUCUCAGUGCCUCUUCCUGUGUUGACUCGGGAUCACACGGCUCCAUGUUAUGAGAUGAAAACCUCUCUUUGUUCGGUGGCUUUCAAAGAAGCGUGAUUCGGCUCAUAUCCCCGGAGCUGCUGCUUCAUAUUUUACACUCCUAUGUAUCUGGCCACAUGUUUCAGCCUGCACACAAGAUGUACUAACACUCCGAUCUGUUUCUCCCUCUGAGAACUGGUUAUUCUUAACGGGAGGCACUUCUUUUUUCUUAACUGUGUUUAGAGGAGGCAUUGUUGGGGAUUGAGUGUCGCCAUCAGGAUGGUUUUCUUUUUGUAUACAAUGGUGUCUUUUGUUUUGUACAGAGCACUCUUCUUGUCGUGGUGUUUUUGCCAAAGUUACUGAUGAAUUGUAUCGUAUAUAUAUUUUACUUCUAGAGGACGUGAUACUCUGCAAGUUUUAGUAUUGGCAGAUAUGCUUGAAGUUUUUAAAGGGAACAUGAAGCUUUUUAAAUAAAAUUGUCUACAAGAUG